AUGAAUAAAAUUUAAAAGAAAAUGAAUUUCGAUGCCGAUUAUUAAAAAAUAUAAGAAGAGAAGAAAAGUAGAACAGCUAUAGAAUCAGAGAUUUCUAUUGAAAAUAAACCAAAAAGAUCAAAUUUUUUGAGAUUACUUGGAUAUUCUUGGAAGCAUAAAUUAUUGCUAUUUUUAGGCAAUUUUGGAUUAUUAAUAACAUCUCUUUCAAUGGUAGCACUUCCAUACUUGACAGGGUAAGAAAAUAUUUAAUUUUAGAUAAAUGAUUGAUUCAAUAACAAAAUCAGAUGGAAAAGAGGAUCUAAAUAAUUUAACAUUUUAUUUCAUAAUAUUGACUAUAAUAUCAGCCAUCUUUACUUUUGUUAGGGCUUAUGCUUAUAAUAUUUUAGGUGAAAAAAUAACUUUUGAUUUAAGGAAUGAAUUAUUCUAAAAAUUAAUCACAAAAGAUAUUGAAUUCUAUGAUACAAAUAGAUCAGGAGAAUUAUUAUCUAGAUUAUCUUCAGAUAUAUCUGUAAUAAAUAAAGGAGCAAAUGAUUCAAUAUCAAUGAUUUUAAAAAAUGCUGUUUAAUUUGUAGGUAGUCUAAUAUUAUUGUGGUUUAUCAGUUGGAAUCUUACAUUAGUAUUAUUUUGUGUUAUUCCUCCAUUUACAAUAAUAGUUAUUUUAUUUGUAAGAUCUUAUAAAAAAUUAACUAAAGAAUACUAAUAAGCAGUAGCAGCAUCAACUUAGAUAGCAUCAGAAGUACUUGGUAAUAUGAGAAUAGUUAGAUCAUUUUCAACUGAAGAGAAAGAAAGAUCUCAAUAUAAAAAUGCAACAUCAACAGUUUAUGGAAUAGGAAAUAAAAUAGCCAUUUUAGGUAGUUAAUUUAUGUCAAUUGGAAUUCUAUUAGGAUAUGCAGUUAUUUUAGCUAUUUUAUAUUAUGGAGGAAGUUUGGUUAUUGAAGAUAAAUUAACAAUAGGAGAUUUAAGUUCAUUUGUAUUAUAUACAUUAACAAUGACAAGUAAAUAUCAAAGUUUAUAUAUAAAUUAGUAUCCAUAUUGGCUGUAAGUGGAUUUAUGAAUUAGAUAAUAUCUGCAGCUGCUGUUUCUGAAAAGAUAUUUUCAAUUAUGGAUCAUCCAGUAAAAAUAUAAAAUGGAUCACUUGAUGCUUAACAUAUAACAGGUGAAAUAACACUUAAAAAUGUUACAUUUUAAUAUCCAACGAAAUCUAAUGUGACUACUUUGAAAUCAAUUGAUUUAGAGAUUAAAAAAGGAGAAGUUGUGGCAUUAGUAGGAUAGAGUGGUAGUGGAAAAUCAACAAUAGUUUAAUUAUUAGAAAGAUUUUAUGAUUCAAAUGAAGGAUAAAUUUUAUUUGACAAUAUUGAUAUUAAAGAAUACAAUUAACAAAAGCUUCAUCAAACUAUAGGCUUUGUUGCUUAAGAACCAACAUUAUUUUCUGGAACUCUAAAAGAAAAUAUUACUUAUGGAGUUUCAACAUACACAUAAGAGGAUAUUGAUAAUGCUAUGAAAUUAGCAAAUGCUUAUGAAUUUGUUUCCAAUAAAUCAAUAUUUCCAGAUGGUCUAGAUACUAUUGUUGGAGAAAGAGGAGUUAAAUUAUCAGGUGGAUAAAAACAAAGAAUUGCUAUUGCAAGAGCUUUGAUCAAGAAUCCUAAAAUACUUAUUUUUGAUGAAGCUACAAGUGCAUUAGAUUCUGAAUCAGAAUUUUAAGUAUAGUCAGCUAUAGAUGGAUUAGUUUCAACUGGGCAAAAAACUAUUAUUAUUAUUGCUCAUAGACUAUCUACUAUUAUCAAUUCAAAUAAAAUUGUUGUUAUUCAAAAUGGAGAGAUUGUUGAAUAAGGUAGACAUCAAGACUUAAUUGAAAAAAAUGGAAUUUAUAAAUAAUUGAUUGAAAGAUAAUUAACUUGA
Messenger RNA from Paramecium pentaurelia, 1899 nucleotides. Lineage: Eukaryota; Ciliophora; Oligohymenophorea; Peniculida; Parameciidae. The record is from the annotation of a GenBank genome assembly.